This is a messenger RNA of Coregonus sp. 'balchen', 4032 nucleotides long. NCBI's taxonomy places the organism in Eukaryota, Metazoa, Chordata, Actinopteri, Salmoniformes, Salmonidae. The record is from the annotation of a GenBank genome assembly.
GAUGGCCUGUGGGAUGCCUCUACCUCCAGUAAACGGGAGUAUCGUCGGGCAGGACUUCACUCUUGGUGCCAGGGCCAUGUACCAGUGCAACCCUGGCUUCAGAUUGGCCAGCCCCCUGGCCGUGUCAGUCGUCUGCCAGGAGUCUGGGAGGUGGAGCCCCAAUGAGGCCCCGCCCCGCUGCAUACGUGAGUAGUACUCAUCGAUUGGAUUUUAUUAGGUAUUAGACAGUUUAUUAAGUACACCCUUCUAGUACUCGGCUCGGAGCCCCCCUUUGCCUCCAGAACAUCCUGAAUUCUUCGGGGUGGAUUCUACAAGGUGUCGGAAAAACAUUCUUUACUCAACUGGUAUCAAGGGACCUAAAGAGUGCCAGGAAAACUUUCCCCACCACCACCAUUCCACCACCACCAGCAGCAGCCUGUACCGUCGACACCAGGCAGGACGGGGCCAUGGACCUCAUGCUGCUUACGCCAAAUCCUGACUCAACAGGAACCGGGAUUUGUCGGACCAGGCAAUGUUUUUCCAGUCCUCGGUGUUGGUGAUCGAUGUGCCCACUGGAGCCGCUUCUUCUUGUUUUUACCUGAUAGGAGUGGAACCCGGUGUGGUCGUCUGCUGCAAUAGCCCGUCCGUGACAAGGACCGCCGAGUUGUGGUUUCCCGAGAUGCCGUUCUGCCACACCACUGUUGUACUGCGCCGUUAUUUUCCUGUUUGUGGCCCGCCUGUUAGCUUGCACCAUUCUCCUUGCCAUUCUCCUUCGACCUCUCAUCAACGAGCUGUUUUCGUCCACAGGAAUGCCGCUGACUGGAUGUUUUUUGAUUGUCCCACCAUUCUCUGUAAACCCUAGACACUGUCAUGUGUGAAAAGCCCAGGAGGGAGGACGUUUCUGAGAUACUGUAACCGGUGCGCCUCAAGUCGCUUAGGUCACUAAUGUUCAAUCGAGCAGUAACUGAAUGCCUCGAUGCCUGUCUGCGUUUACAUUUACAUUUUAGUCAUUUAGCAGAUGCUCUUAUCCAGAGCGACUUACAGUUAGUGAGUGCAUACAUACUUUUUUUUAUUUUUCAUACUGGCCCCCCCGUGGGAAUCCAUAUCUCCCUGCUUUAUAUAGCAAGCCACAGCCACGUGACUCACUGUCUGUAGGAGCAAUCCAUUUUUCGUGAAUAAUAAACUGGCCGGUGAGUGUAUGUCCUCAUUGGUUGGAGAUCACUUAUCAUGAGUCCUCAUUGGUUGGAGAUCACUUAUCGUGAGGCCUCAUUGGGUGGAGAUCACACAUAGUUCGGUUCUCAUUUGGGCAUGAGUUCCCAGAGAUAUAAUUUUAGUCUACAUUUCCUUCCACAUUUGUAAUGAUUUAGAAUAAGUUUUAUAACUAGGUUUUAUUCAGAAUUACAGUGAGUUGUGACAGGGUUCAACCCCAACACCAUGUUAGAUUUAAGACUGUUCUGUAUGUGUUCAUUUUGGGUAGAGAAACAUCACCAGCACUUCUUCACUGUCCAAGAGUCACUCAAAGAUGACUGUUGAGAUCCAAGAAUGAGGUGUCACUGUCAAGCUUGUGGCAUGUUUAGGUUAUAAGUAACCUCACUUAGAUAAUUAGUUUUGGUUUUUCCAGACAAAAUCACAAUUUUAAAUGUACUACGACAACUACAUAUAAUAAUGUAGCAACUAUUAUCAUAUGGUAUGAUAGACUUGUCAUACAGAUCAAUAGACUGAGACAUAUAGUGUAUUGCCUAUUAACUAAAUAAAGUAGUAAUUUCACAUCUUACCAGUUCAGUUAGUCAUUUUUGACCCCUGACCUUUGCAGCGGUGACCUGCCCUGACAUCGGCCACGCUGCAGUGGAUCAUGGGAGAUGGAGGCUGAUCUACGGGUCUCAGAGCCAGUACGACGCCAUGAUGAUGCUCAUCUGUGACCCCGGAUAUUACUACAAGGGUCAGAGGGUCAUCCGUUGCCAGGCCAACAGCACCUGGGACUACCCAGAGCCCCGGCCGGCAUGCGAGAGUGAGUCAGAAACUAUAUCUCCCACAAUGCAUUUUAGAACAGUAAAAUAUGCCAUUUUGCUUUCAGCCAAGAUAUGCUUUAGUUGAUUUAGCUUGUUCAGGAUUACAGAAUGAGACACAGUCAAUAAAAUACAUUUACCAUGGAAAUCAUUAUCAAUGCUAAUUCACCUGACCAAUGCUUUCUUUAUAUGGCGAGAGAGAAAGAGCGAAGAUCUGAGGACGUUAAAACAAAAUGAUCUCUAAAUUGCAAAGAGUUAAACCAAAUUGAUACAUAAAUUGUUCCAAUGAAACAAGUUAAAUAUAAGUGUUUUGUCUUUUAGGGUUAUGAAUUUUCUAUGCUUGCUUAAUCGGUCCUCCAGAUCUGCAGACCAGUCAUCAUCUUCGCAUCGGACACUCUACAAGCAUCCCCUGCAGUUCUUCUUCUUGUCCAUCCCUGACGCAGUGCAUGAUCUCUCGAGACGCAGAAUCACUUCUCCCUCGAUCUAUCAGAGCCUCUACCCCAAUACUACAUCAACCUUACCUCAUAAACGCAUGAACAUCUAACCUCCUUCUCUCCUCUCUUGGCUCAACUAAUAUAUCCUUCUUCCUAGUCACUCCGCAUAGUCUGUCUCCUCUACUCUGCCUCUACCAUUCUCAUCAGACCUCGUCCCUAGCACCUCCAGCUCCUCUCCGUACCAUCUCCUAUCUCUCUCCUCUCUCUCCUCUCCUCUCCUCUCCUCUCCUCUCCUCUCCUCUCCUACUUCUUUCUUCCUCCUCUUCCUCUCCUCUCCUCUCCUCUAACUCUCCUCUCCUCGCCUCCUCAGUAAUCUCCUGUGGGGACCUGGGCACUCCUCCGAAUGGGAAUAAGAUCGGGACUCUGACGGUGUUCGGAGCGACAGCCAUCUUCUCCUGUAACACAGGCUAUACUCUGGUGGGGUCCCGGGUCAGAGAGUGCAUGUCCAACGGCCUCUGGAGUGGAUCUCAGGUCCAGUGUCUCGGUAAGAGGACCAGAACCAGCUAGAGUCAGUUACAACCAGAUUUAAUCAGUUCAAUCCCAUUUUUUUGUAUUUCAGCUGCUCUGAAUAUUGAGCUGAUCAAGCUAUUUUCACAAAGAACCAGAUCAUAGUGUUUGGUUACCAUUGUGUUUUAUAUGGCAAUAUGUAGGACCUAUUUAUGACAGACAGAAUAUAGCCUGUAUACACAUGUAAUAUAUAUAUAUAUAUAUAUAUAACUGUGUACAUAUGUGACUGUUUUUCUUUGUCUCUGUUCUGUUCUGUCCCUCCUCCCUAGCGGGUCACUGCGGUACCCCAGAACCCAUAGUGAAUGGUCAGAUCAUAGGAGAGAACUACAGCUACAGAGGUAGCGUGGUCUACCAGUGUAACCCAGGAUUCAGACUCAUCGGGGUGUCUGUACGCAUCUGUGAACAGGACCACCGCUGGUCCGGACGCACCCCUGUCUGUGUCCGUAAGUACACGGAGAUAGUGGCUUGAGAUGGGUCGAACAAAAAAUCUACCUUUUUUUUUUUUUUUUUUUUUACAGAAAUCCCAAUGGAACUUUUCCAGAAUUAGGAGGGAAUUAUCAGGGAAUACAGGAAUCCUCCAACCGGGAUUUCUAGAAAACCUGGGAAUUUUGGGAAAGUUUGUGGAAUUGUGCAACCCUAGUGUCCUGAUAGGUGAAUGGGGACUUGUAGACUUGGGUCUAACUAUUGUGUAAUGAAUAGGAUUGGAUGUAGACUUGGGUCUACCUAUAGUGUAUGGCUUCUACUGGCUAAGGUGGAAUGGAAUUUGAAAACAUACAGACUGAUGUGUUUUUGGGGUAGUGUUAACAGUUUUUAAUAUACUUUAGACAUGUUCACUGAUAGUGAUGGAUAUUGUCUAUAUUGUCCUUGUCUCCAUAGCGACCACAUGUGGUCACCCGGGCAACCCUACCUUUGGCGUUACCCAGGGAACGCAGUUCAACCUGAACGAUAUUGUGCGCUUCGUUUGCAACACCGGCUACGUCCUACAAGGGGCUGUUAAGUCUCACUGCCAGUCCAACGGACAGUGGAGCAACACCCUGCCCAAAUGU